Dacryopinax primogenitus is the source of this 758-nucleotide messenger RNA. RefSeq lists its product as uncharacterized. Bases 137 to 577 code for a protein of 146 amino acids. The transcript has a single exon. Lineage: Eukaryota; Fungi; Basidiomycota; Dacrymycetes; Dacrymycetales; Dacrymycetaceae. The record is from RefSeq and is a predicted model, not a curated record.
GAUGACGAGCCUGUCGCUGUUGUCGUCUGGGAUGCAGACCAUGAUCAGGAAUCAAAGGACGGGCAGAAGGGGAACAAGCCGCGGUCCGCUCCUUUGCCUUCAAUUCCGAACAUGGCUGACUUGGCACAGGCUAGCAAUGUGGGCAGAGAUAUUCGCCUCCUGCCUCGAACCCCGCACGUCAUACCUCAAAUCUCGGCGUAACGUGACCACAGUCGCCCAACAGCCGUACGACGACGCCGGUAUCUCUCUUCUAGAAUUCGCGUUGCUCGCCCAGACGGCAGCCCGGUUGUACCCGACGCUGCCUACGGUCGGCCUGCCCUGCAGGUGGACAGCACACGUCCUCUUCCGGGCGAUGGCGGCUCUCGCUUCCCAGCCUUUGCCAGCAGCGUACAUAGGCCGGAUCAAGGGGUUUGAUGAUCGACAGGUCGACCUUGUGGUACAGGAGACGAACCGCGCUAUGAGUGAGCAUAGGACGAGGACAGAUGUGGAGAGGUUGGAAUGUGGCAUGGGAGUGGAGAAGAAGGUUCGGGAGAGGGUGAUGUUGAUUGGGCUGAGCUCGGCGAGGAGGGCAGCGUGAGAGAGCAAGAGAGCGAAAAGGUUUGCAUUCACCGCAUUCAGGAUACGGUUUGUCCAAGGGUUGUCCAGACUGGAUAGGGUUCCUUGCCCAUCCCGUACUGAACCCGAGAGCAGGUGAUAUGGCUCAAGAACAGGUCCAGCACCACUAUGGUUUAUAGAAUAGCUAGGACGGUCAUUGGAAU